Suillus bovinus is the source of this 1014-nucleotide messenger RNA. RefSeq names its product Snf7 family. The transcript is spliced from 5 exons. The record is from RefSeq and is a predicted model, not a curated record. NCBI's taxonomy places the organism in Eukaryota, Fungi, Basidiomycota, Agaricomycetes, Boletales, Suillaceae. Gene Ontology annotation, biological process: endosome transport via multivesicular body sorting pathway; protein transport; late endosome to vacuole transport. Gene Ontology annotation, cellular component: ESCRT III complex; multivesicular body. The coding region runs from base 106 to 618 and encodes 170 amino acids.
AACUGGACAGGGAGAUGAGGCAGGUCGGUGCCGCACCUGUUCUGUAGUGCUCAUAUCCCACGCUAAUUCCUGGUACAGCUUGAAGCUGCGACCGCAAAAGUACGCAUGACGGUGAAGCAGCUUGCUACCAAGGGAGAUGUGAAGUCUGCGCGAAUCCUCGCCAAGGAGGUUGUACGUAGUAAUAAACAGAAAGACAGAUUGUCUGUUAGCAAGGCGCGCUUGGGAUCGAUCGGUACCCAGCUACAGCAGCAGCUGGCCAUGGCCAAAGUUACAGGGUCGUUGCAGAAGUCUACGGAAAUCAUGAAACUAUCCAACUCGCUUGUCAAAUUGCCCCAAAUAAGUCAAGCAAUGCGGGAAAUGAGCAUGGAGAUGACAAAGGCUGGGAUCAUGGAGGAAAUGCUUGAAGACACGUUACAAAUGGACGAAGACGAGGAGAUAGAAGAAGAGGCAGACGCUGAAGUUGACAAAGUUCUUUUCGACCUUACGAACGGGAAACUCGGGUUAGCUGGCUCAGCCGGAACGGAACUACCAACACCACAAGAUCAACUGGAGGACGACGAGGCGGAGCGGGUAAUGGAGGAAGCCCGAAAACAGCUGAACGGUCUAUUGAGCGGCUGAUCUCAAUAAAUACUGAUACCUCCGGGCAACUUGCGGACAAUCCCUUGGCUAUAGUCUGUAUUUUAGAAACUAAGUUACGGUACUGUAUUUCUGAACAAUUCGGACGUGCUGGCCACAAUUCAUGUAUCACGGUUAACAAUAAAUUGCAGUGAGAUAUAGUAAUGUUAGAAUGGCGCGAAGCACAGGCUUGCAAAAGUGGAUAUAAACCCAGCAACAAGUCAUGCAUUAUAACCCUCGUGAAGAAUGGUCUCGGUCCUCGCCAUUUAGUGGAUCAACAUCGAGCGAUUUGGCUGACCACCUGGGUUUAAGAUAGACCUGAGAUGUAAGAUGAAGAAGACGAACAAAUUGUAGGAUGAGAAAACUGAUCAGGUUGAAAGCGAAUUAAACUGUUACGUA